Molecule: messenger RNA, 1899 nt
Organism: Cebus imitator (Panamanian white-faced capuchin)
Lineage: Eukaryota; Metazoa; Chordata; Mammalia; Primates; Cebidae
Gene: SPOUT1
Product: SPOUT domain containing methyltransferase 1
Exons: 12
Coding region: 72-1202 (376 amino acids)
Biological process (GO): miRNA processing; maintenance of centrosome location
Cellular component (GO): kinetochore; mitotic spindle; spindle pole centrosome
Molecular function (GO): miRNA binding
Source: RefSeq, a predicted model, not a curated record
AGCUUGAUGGAGGUGUGGCCGGAAGAGGCGAGUCUCAUUGGCAGGGGCGUGGCCGACGGUUUGUGCGGAACAUGGCGGAGCGCGGGAGAAAGCGCCCGUGCGGCCCGGGUGAACACGGCCAAAGGAUUGAGUGGCGAAAAUGGAAGCAGCAGAAGAAAGAGGAGAAAAAGAAAUGGAAGGAUCUCAAGCUGACGAAAAAACUGGAGCGGCAGCGGGCACAGGAGGAACAGGCAAAGCGCCAGGAAGAGGAGGAAGCAACGGCAGAGAGGGAGGACCGCGGGCGGCCCUACACCUUAAGCAUAGCCCUGCCGGGCUCCAUCCUGGACAAUGCCCAGUCGCCGGAGCUUCGCACCUACCUGGCCGGUCAGAUUGCCAGAGCCUGCGCCAUCUUCUGUGUGGAUGAGAUUGUGGUGUUUGAUGAGGAGGGCCAGGAUGCCAAGACUGUGGAGGGGCAAUUCACAGGAGUUGGCAAGAAGGGGCAGGCAUGCGUUCAGUUGGCCCGGAUCCUGCAGUACCUGGAGUGUCCGCAGUACCUGAGGAAGGCGUUCUUCCCCAAGCACCAGGAUCUACAGUUUGCAGGGCUCCUGAACCCCUUGGACAGUCCCCACCACAUGCGUCAGGACGAGGAAUCUGAGUUCAGAGAGGGCGUCGUGGUGGAUCGGCCCACCAGGCCAGGCCACGGCUCCUUUGUUAACUGUGGCAUGAAAAAGGAGGUGAAGAUCGAUAGGAACCUGGAGCCCGGGCUUCGGGUGACCGUGCGACUGAACCAGCAGCAGCUGCCAGAAUGCAAGACCUACCGUGGCAAGGUGGUGUCAUCGCAGGACCCUCGCACCAAAGCUGGUCUCUACUGGGGCUACACCGUCCGUCUGGCCUCCUGCCUCAGUGCUGUGUUUGCCGAGGCCCCCUUCCAGGACGGGUAUGACCUGACGAUCGGGACUUCAGAGCGCGGCUCGGAUGUGGCCUCUGCCCAGCUUCCCAACUUCAGGCAUGCUCUUGUGGUGUUCGGGGGCCUCCAGGGGCUGGAAGCUGGAGUGGAUGCUGACCCCAACCUGGAGGUGGCUGAACCCAGUGUCCUCUUCGACCUGUAUGUCAACACAUGUCCUGGCCAAGGUAGCCGCACCAUCCGCACGGAGGAAGCCAUCCUCAUCUCCCUGGCUGCUCUGCAGCCUGGCCUCACCCAGGCAGGUGCCCGGCCCACCUGAAUGUUCUAAGGGGUCCAGGACAUCAGUGAAGCAGUAGUGAAAACAGAGGCUCUGCAGGUCACUUGGGACAGACACAGACAGACUGGCUCCAAAAAUCCCCACCUUUAAUGCUCCCUGGCCUGUACACACCCACAGUCUCGCUGGGCUCUGCCCUCACUUGCUGCCUGCUGUGAUGGCCUUGAGGCUGCCUGCCCGCGCCAGGAUGUUUGGCACAAACAGCAGCCCCGAGGCCCGCUCGAUGCUCUCAACGGGCACCAGGAAGCGCUCCAGGGGGAUGGCCUCGUCCACAGGCGCGUUGGGCAUCACAUAGGAGUGGAGCUCGAUUUGCCCGCCUGCUGCCUCCAGGAUCAGCACCUUGAAGAAGUGUGUGGGCACUGCCACAUGGUUCUUGCCAAUGACCUGGUACUUCACAUAGGAUUUCCCAUCAGCCUCUGUCCUGUGGGAAGACCCAGGCACACAUGGGCAGGAGGCCCGGUUGAACCCAAGGCCACCUCUUCCAGGAAGCCUUCCCUGAUGCGUACUCUAACUUCUGUCAACCUGGCGGACCACCCUCUCACUGUGAGACUUCUUUGCCCUGCCUGGCUCCUGCUUGAGGCUAGAACUCUCUUCGGGGUGGAGGCUCUUUCCCUCUGUUUUCCUCAUGCCCAACACUGGGUCAGGCGGAGUGGGGGACAAUAAACGCUGCUAGAAGAAUUGA